AUCGUUUUUCAAUCUCCACCCCUUCCAUCACGUUCUCUAGAGGAAACCCUCCAAAAAGAAAAAGGUCGAAAAAUGGCGAAAGUAUUGUUGUUCAUCGCUCUGUGCGUGGUUCCAUCUCUGGUUAGUGCUGCACGGAUGGUGAUGAAUCCAUUGAUGGUUCAAGGUCAAAUUUACUGCGACCAUUGCCGUGCUGGCUUUGAAACACCCAAGACUACAAACAUGCCUGGUGCCAAGGUUAAGGUGGUAUGUUCCGACAGGAAGACUGGUGAAGUUGUGUACGAGAAGGAAGGAUAUACGGACUCAACCGGACAAUACAAGAUCAGUGUCUCCGAGGAUCAUUUAGAUGAGGUAUGUGAUGCUCUUCUUGUGAAGAGCUCGCAGCCCGAGUGUGCUCAAAUGACGCCAGGACGUGAACGUGCUCGUGUGAUCUUGACCAAUUUCAAUGGCAUUGCAUCGAACACCCGUUUCGCCAACUCUAUGGGAUUCAUGGCCGACGAGCCCGAAGCUGGUUGUGCUGAAGUUAUGAAGUUGUACCAGCUGGAGGAAGAUAACUAGAAGUUGUGAUUAUGUGUAGCUUACUGCUCGACAUAUGAACGUGUUGUCCGCUAUCCGUUAUUAAAAGUGUUUCUUUGUUUCCCCUGUUUUGAGGAAACUCGUUUUCUUUGAACUCUAAUAUAAAUAUUCUAUUUGUUUUGUCUUUUUUA
Molecule: messenger RNA, 704 nt
Organism: Hibiscus syriacus
Lineage: Eukaryota; Viridiplantae; Streptophyta; Magnoliopsida; Malvales; Malvaceae
Product: protein DOWNSTREAM OF FLC-like
Exons: 2
Coding region: 73-555 (160 amino acids)
Source: RefSeq, a predicted model, not a curated record